Molecule: messenger RNA, 1925 nt
Organism: Pseudomyrmex gracilis
Lineage: Eukaryota; Metazoa; Arthropoda; Insecta; Hymenoptera; Formicidae
Product: ras-related protein Rab-28-like
Exons: 4
Coding region: 408-1121 (237 amino acids)
Cellular component (GO): Golgi apparatus; endosome
Molecular function (GO): GTP binding; GTPase activity
Source: RefSeq, a predicted model, not a curated record
UUGACAAAAGUUAGGGUUCAAUUACCUCAAGACGCAAGCGCGUCUUUGUCGACGGCCUUUUAUUGCUACCCAUCAUCAUUGUUCACGAUCAACACUAAAGCCGUGAGGCAAGCGCCAAUGACAGUGGUGGCGGUUCGCAGGCUAUAUCGAUUAUUCGUUAAUUUAUUCAUACUACUGCUGAGAGCAGACGACGACGACGACGACGACGCCGCACUGGCCACUGCCUGUCGGUCGAUUCGGACCUCGCUCGUUCGACCACAACACGCGAGCAGCCACGUUUAUAUGCCGCGCUAUAGUCGAUCAGAAACCAUCGUCCUGGCGGCCGUCGUCGUCGAGUCAUGCCGCUCGCAUGAUUCCCAUCGAGAACCGCCGCCGCCGAUUUGUCGCGGAUUUUCAUCCCGUCCCAUAUGUCGGACGUCGUAGAAGCCGAGAAGCGGCUGAAAAUCGUGCUCGUGGGUGACUCCGGUGCUGGCAAAACUAGCAUCGUCCAGAAGUUUUGCAACAACGAUUUUACCAGACAGUACGUGCCCACCUCGGGCAUCGACUUCUUCCUGAAGAACAUUACUAUUGGUUGUUACAAAAAUGUCAAUUUACAUUUGUGGGACGUGGGCGGGCUCGCAUUGCACGGCAACAUGUUGGACAAAUACGUUUUCGGAGCGCACAUUAUUCUUUUGGUGUACGACGUCACGAACAGCUCGAGUUUUGAGAUUUUAGAAGAAUGGCUUAGUCAGAUCAAGAAUUUUAUCGACGCUUAUGACGAACCGCCUUUGAUAGCGAUUGUGGGUAACAAAUGCGAUAUGGAACAUCAGAGAACGGUCAAGAGGGACAGGUCGCAUCGAUUCGCCGCGGAAAAUGGAUUUCCGUGUUACGACAUGUCGGCGAGAACGGGUGAAUCGGUGUCUCUGUCUAUAGCAACCCUAGUGGCACAGAUCCUGGGUGUCCGAUUGACGAGAACGGACCAGGACUUUCACAAGCCCAUUAUUAUCGCCGAAAUCGGUGAUACGGUAGACAUAAAUUCGAUACACAAGGUCGUGAAAAGAAUUCCGAAUAAGAAGCAACAUCCGAUCGCAUUUCAUUCUCACUUUCCUGCUUCGAAAUCCGCGGUGUGCGCGUUGCAAUAAUCAUUUCCCGCUCUUUUCACAACACACUUUUUAUUACAAAUGUAAAAACAACGAUAAUAUUAUUACAUGUAAUUGAGUUUUAUCAAACGUAAAAAUUCAACAAGAAUUAUACCGCGAUAUGCAAUAAUAGAUAAUAAAAAAUUUUCAUACACGAUGUCGGACAAUAUUUAGAUACUACAUUGAAAUGUAUUACGUGCGACACACAAAGUACAAUAUUUAAACAAUUCAUUUUGUACGUGUGCAUAAACUGUACUGAAAAUUUAUAUAUAUACACACAAUAUAUAAAUAAAAAUAAAAAUCAUAUUUGUAUAGAGUGGGACCAACAAUCUUCUUUUGUGUAGAUUUAAGAACAGAUUUUUAUUGAUCACAUUUUCCUAAUCGUAGCAAUAUAUUGUUAUACAUACAACAUAGAUUUAUAUUAAUUGCAUAAAGCCAAAAAACGUGUAUCUAGGAGCAUCGCGUCGACGUAAUAAACCAACAUACAUAUAUCUAUAUUUAUUGUAUAUUUAUACAACAAUGUAUCGAUAGUUAUAAAAUAAGUAUAUAUUAUGUCAUGUCAUGUUUUUUAGGAAAAUCUAAUCACUUUCCUCGAGAGAGAAAAGAAUGUGUACAAACACAUUGCGUGUUAUAAUAUUUCAUUUUAUGUCUUAUAUUGAUGUAAAGCAGCCAAUCAUCCGCUUAUGCAUGUAUAUGGCACAAAACGUUAUUCACUUAGGCUAAACUUGCCGAACACAAUUUAAAUUAGAUAUAUGAAAAUUAAUAUAUGUAUAUAUAAUAUAUAUAUAUAUAUAUAGUAAUUUUUUU